Molecule: messenger RNA, 1395 nt
Organism: Linnemannia hyalina
Lineage: Eukaryota; Fungi; Mortierellomycota; Mortierellomycetes; Mortierellales; Mortierellaceae
Source: the annotation of a GenBank genome assembly
AUGCUGCAUUCUAAAAAGCUGAUUCUCAGCUUCGUCAUCGCCGCAAAUCUCAUCGUGGCGCUCCUCUACCUCUACUUCGACUCCCUCUCGUCAUCACACAACAGGAACUCUGCCGCCUCAAGGCACCAGAACCAGCAACAACAACGCCCACCACCAUACGAACAACAGCACGGACUGCCUCAAGUCGGGAAGGGUCUCGUUCCACGUCCAACCUUCAACCCCAACGAGCGGUACCUGGCCUACCUGCCCCACUCGGGUUUCCACAACCAGCGCAUCACCCUCGAGAACGCCCUCCUCCUGGCCAACUACCUCAACCGCACUCUCCUGGUUCCACCAGUCUUCUUGGGACCCGCAACUGAGUGGCGUACCUUUGACAUCCUUCUCCGUCGAAUCCUUCUCCAGACCAAGCGCGGACUCGACCACUGUGGACGAAUUGGCAAGGGUGACCCUCUCCCCGCAGAGUGUCUCAACUACUACUCCUGGACGACCGUCGAGUGGGACUUUUUCUACGACAUGGAAAAGAUCAACAAGGUGCAGCCUUGGAAGUACAGACCCGACCACUCGUUUGCCUGGAUGGAGGCUCACCUCGGAAUCGAUCGCAACAAGGACGUCCAUAUCGUUUACGACGAGGUCCACUACGACUACCAGAUCUACGACAACCCCGAAAGCACCUACCCCCUCGACGGCGGCCGCUAUUCUCGCAAGCUGGAACUCAAGGAGCUCUCGGACAGGACGGAGCGGGUACUUCACAUGGGAUCGCUCUUUGCAACAGGAAGAGUCCGCGCCGAGCUGCCAGAGCACAAGGCCUUCCAGCAGUACCUAAGACGGUCCAUGAUUCUUUCGACCCCAGUCCUCACAAGCACCUCAAACACCAUCGUGGACAAACUGGGAGGUCUCGGAACCUUUGUUGGUCUUCAUCUGCGUGUAGGGGAUGGCAUGUUUGUCCAGCCAGCCCCCGAUAACAUUGAAAACAUGUUCAAGAGCCUAGUCAACAUUACCGGCAUCACCCCCAUCCCCAACUAUCAGGCAUCGCCCGCCUCGACCCCUGGCGACAGUGCCGCUGCAGGCAACAACAACAAUAAGAACAGAUCUGGACCCGAGCGAUUGGAUGAUGUUCAGUGCAGGGCCCGUAAGAACGAAGGUGGACGAUACACGACCAUCUACAUUGCGACCGACGGUGUCUAUCCUCGCCGAAACAUUCUCUUCCGCAAGCUGUUCGACCACUUCCCCUGCAUCUUUACUCUGGACGACUUUUCGGAUCACUUGGCCGAGCUCAAGGACAAGAAGAACUAUGACGGCGUUGGACUGAGCAAGGAUCUUAUCCCCAUGGUCGACGCCGUUGUCUCUGCCAAGGGCAGCCACUUCUUCGGCACCCCCAAGAGCACCUUUUCGUAA